UACGCGCUGUAAGGCGGGCGAAGUGCAUCACGGGAAGGUCGGGUCACUGUAGCGCAAGUCACAGUGUGAAGGGGCUUUGCAACGCCAGCAUAGUGGGCGGGUUUCACAGAGAGCACCCCCUACCCUUAACACUACAAAUCUGCUCUCUCCGCCCUCUUGUAGUCUCAUCGCUGAGGCCGAUGCAGGGAGUUGUCCCUCAGAGUGGAAAGCAGCAGGCCGGCGACGUUCUUACUUUGGUUCCCCCCCUACAACAUGGCCAAAUGGAGCUCACCCCUCGUCUUGACCCUGGCCUUCUUAGCUAUGGGCUGGAAAGCAUACGCGCAAGAUUUUGACUUGUAUGAUGCGCUAGGUGAUCCAACUGAGAAACCUAAACCAAAGCCUAAACCACCGAAAAACCCCACACGAGACUCAGGUGACCUGGAUUUAAGUGAUUUUUUUGAUACUCCAGUAAAGACAACAACCAAGUCACCAAGAAGAGUCACAAAACCACCACCAAAACAGCCAGACCUUUGGUUUUCCACCACCACAAAGAGUCCCAAGAAACCCCCCAAGAAACCAGAUUCAAAUGACUUUGACUUGUCAGAUGCCUUGGAUGGAAAGAACGACAGGAAAGAUGGUUCGAAGGAUAGUGGUAAAUCCUCAGGAGGUAGACAGCAUGACAUUUCAGAUUCAGAUUUAGAUGAUAUUUUCAAUGAUGGAUAUAACCCGGACAAGAAAAAAGGUGGUGGUGGAGGUGGAGGCAGAGCCGCAGGUCAGGGAGAUAAUGACAGCUCUGAUUCUGGAUUUGGCAGUCAAGCAGAGACUGGGACUAUUGCUGGAAUUGCAAGUGCUUUGGGAAUGGCAUUAAUUGGUGCAGUAUCGAGCUACAUUUCAUACCAAAAGAAGAAGUUCUGCUUCAGUAUACAAGAAGGUCUUAAUGCUCAGUAUGUGAAAGGGGAAAAUAUGGAGGCUGUAAUGUGUGAAGAGCCACAAGUGAAAUAUUCUGCUCUGGAAUCUCAGUCGGCGGCUCCACUAACAGAAGAAGCUGCAAAGGUGUGAUGUCCGGUCCAGGGAGGCAGCACAAGUCUAUGGCAGUUGUACACUGUCUCAGAAGCCUGCAUGUGUUUCAUUAACUGGCCACUGAGGCUCCUAAGCUUUGUGGCUAAAGAAAAACUGGUAUUUUCAGCCUAGGGCUCUAACUGAACUUCAGCUUUUAGCAAUGUCAGCUCUAAUGAGCUGGGCCCUAAUUAACUCUCUAUUGGGCAGUGACAGUGUGUACAGAGAUGCUUUUAUAUGCUUGUUGUUUACACCCUUUUAUUGCACAGUAUAUUGGUACUUUAUUAGAAAUACAUGUUAUUAAUAAUAAUAAUAAUAAUAAUGAACUGAAGCUUUGUAGCUCAGUAGAACUCAUCAGCCAAAGGUUGUUGAUUGCAGCUUUAACGAGUUCUUUGUUUACAUGUUAGUGUAGGUAUUUAGUUUGUGUUGUGUUGUGAAUGUUGUUUUGGCAUCAUGGUGUCCCACAAACCACGAGGUUUUACUAAAGCGGAUGCCUUGAUACCAUUUUAUAAACAGUCUUAUACUGGGCUAACAACUCCAUCCGGACCAGUCCCUGGAUCAACUUUCUACUAACCUUAUUGAUAGCAUCCCGCUGCUUCCUAAUAGGGAUGCACCAAAUACACUAUUUUGGAUUCGGCCGAACCGCCAAAUUCCUUUGCGAAAAAUUUGGCCGAAUACCGAAUCUGAAUUUGCAUAUGCAAAU
This is a messenger RNA of Xenopus laevis (African clawed frog), 1738 nucleotides long. It is a transcript of the gene cd99l2.S, whose product is annotated as CD99 molecule like 2 S homeolog. The record is from RefSeq and is a predicted model, not a curated record. The transcript has 12 exons. The coding region runs from base 253 to 1038 and encodes 261 amino acids. NCBI's taxonomy places the organism in Eukaryota, Metazoa, Chordata, Amphibia, Anura, Pipidae. Gene Ontology annotation, cellular component: plasma membrane; anchoring junction.